Molecule: messenger RNA, 2475 nt
Organism: Trypanosoma grayi
Lineage: Eukaryota; Euglenozoa; Kinetoplastea; Trypanosomatida; Trypanosomatidae
Exons: 1
Coding region: 1-2475 (824 amino acids)
Source: RefSeq, a predicted model, not a curated record
AUGAGCAGCAACAAGGCCAGCAGCAGGGCCAGCAGCAGCAAAGCCAGCAGCAGGAAGAGCAGCAGCAAGGCAAUCGAUGAGGGUGCUGAUGUUCACAAGAGUGCAGAGGCCAGCAGCAAGGCCAGCAGCAGGAUGAGCAACAGCAAGGCCAGCAGCGGGAGGAGCAGCAGCAAAGCCAGUAGCAGGAAGAGCAGCAGCAAGGUCAUUAAUGAGGGUGCUGAUGCGCAAAAGAGUGCAGAGGGCAGCAGAAAGACCAGCAGCAAGAUGAACGGCAAGGAAAUUGCCAGUGAUGCUAAUGCGCGGAAGAGCCGAAAGACGAGCAAGACCAGCAACAAAGCGGAAACUCCACGGUCAGUGUGUGUGUCAAGCAUAUCCAAUCACGAUGCCGCCUCUGACAGCGUGUCUGGCAAGGUCAAGAACCUGAUGGACCACUUCAGGAACGACGAACAUGCGGUAAAGAGAGGAAAUUCUGAGGCAGCAGAAACAUCGCUGCCUCUCAUCAACCGACCGCGUUCCAAGGAGGCUGCUGCCACACUUAACAGUGGUCCGCCUGUUGUUACCACUCGAGAGGAGCUCUCCGCCCUUCUUGCGACGAAUGACGAGCUGCGAAGGAAGUUGUUCGAGAGCAGCCGCGCGGAGAGGUACCCGAACGUGCCAAAGAGGGGUUUGCACACCAACAGAAGUGCGAGUGGGCACCGUCAGCAGAAGAAGACAGUUGCGUCAAUUCAGCAGUCCAUGCGGCGUGAGUGGAUGCGACAGGAUCUACGCGGGGAGCAUGCGUAUUUGAUUGCCCAACGCAAUGAACUUCGACACAAGGUGGCCAACCAAAGGCGGUUGCACGCGUACUUUGCUCUUAUUGAAGAGUGCAGAGGUGAUAUUGUCAAACUGACGGACGAAAGACGCAUGCUAUCACUUGAAAUACGCCAGAAUGAGAAGAUACUGACCACUAAGGGCACAGAUCAAGAGUUGGAUGUGGCAUACCGGCGGCUGGCGGAUGCGAUAAAAGCGGACUCCGUGCUGGCGCAGCGGUCCCUGCAAAAGGCACAGAACGACGCGGCUGCGGCAGAAAAGAUGCAUCAGGAUGUACAACAACGUAUUGAAAAACUUGAGGAGAGAUUGGCAGAGUCCGAAAAUGGUGCAGCACCCGCGACAAACGACCUCGAGUUGCGCCACCUUCAGGAGACCUACCUGCGAAAGGCGCAGAAUAUCCAGCGACUAAAGAAGCAGCUCCGAGCCAUGAAGUCGCAGUUGCCGAAGAUAUCACAUCCGAAUGAAGAAAAGGGUAAUCCCAGGAGCGAGAAGAAUGAGCGGGAGUACUUGACCAACCGCAUACGCCAUCUACGUGCGGAGUUGGACACAUUCACAUCCAAACCGGUCAGAUCGAGGUCGGCGAGGCGGCGCUCACAGAUGCGUAACAAAGCGUCCGUUGACACCCCUUUAUCCAAUAAAAACAGCAUAGCGACAAGAGCUCCAUCGGCGAGGGCAUCAUCAACAAAAGGGCGAUCUCGUUCCAGAGAUGCCAACAAAUCGUCUAACGCGUCGACGCCCGCGGUGCGUCACGAUGCGAACCCACCUCCUAAAGCCGCUGUUGGCUUACAGCGCGACUCCAUUGACAGUGUGAUGGAGGACCUCAAGCGCCGCGUGGAGCAGAGGCGGUUCAGCGGCCACACGCCACUGGAAUGCCAGCGUGACCCCUCCGAAACAUCGGCACACACCGCCCCGAAGAGACCAUCGCGUCGCAGCUCUUCGGGCGCGGGUGUGCCCACCACCGACAGUGGCGAUCAGGUAAGGUUCCUUGAGGACACUGACUUCGCGAUUACCGAGUCGGCGAGCGUCGCGCCGUUGAGUGUGGCACCGAAGCAGGAGGAGACGCUCAACGAAAAGGAGAAUGUUGCCGCCCCUCCGUGGUUCGACGACGACGACGACGAUGGCGAAAAAAAGAAUGCGGUCCUUGUACCAGCGCCAGAGCCAGAGUCCCAGCACGCAGAGAAUGAUGCGACCGCGCUGCCCCCGAGUGGGGGGUAUGAUAACGACGACGACGAUGACGACGACGUUACGGAUGAAGCGGCUUCGGCUCCCGGUGACGACAUAGAGGUGGCGGCACCCCACGCGGAGGCGAGUGAUGCCGCUGCUGACGCACCAGGGGUGGACACCGCGGAACAGAGCGACACCGAAACAGAUGAAGACGUUGUUGCGGAACCGGAGCCGGAAACCAAACCAGAGUGGGAAACCGAAGUUGAUGCGGCGGUCGACGCGAGAUCGGAACCUGAGGAAAAGUCAGAGAGCGAGGUAGAAGAGGAUGCACAGGAAGAGACCAAAGAGGAUGAGGCGACCGAGACGGAAGGGGGUGCGGCAGAAGAAGCAGGAAAUUUUUUUGCACAGGAUGAUAUUACGAAGGAAUUGGACGCACCUGCAGAAGCGGACGCGGCUCCACCAGCACCAGCGGGUGAACCCUCUUGGCUUGAUUUUGAUUAG